Molecule: messenger RNA, 666 nt
Organism: Varroa destructor (honeybee mite)
Lineage: Eukaryota; Metazoa; Arthropoda; Arachnida; Mesostigmata; Varroidae
Biological process (GO): sodium ion transport
Cellular component (GO): membrane
Molecular function (GO): sodium channel activity
Source: RefSeq, a predicted model, not a curated record
UUAGCUGAUCUCACCAGCUUCAUAUCAUACAAGGUAUAUCCUAUCAUAAAGCAUAAUUAUCGUUGCUCGUUUUAAUGGUACAUGUCAUGUGAACUAUGUAUCAUAUUAAACACUAGCAUACAACAGUUCGUUUACCCCGACCGUUUCACACUCAAUGUGAGGCUUACGACAAGGGACCUUUUCGACCUGAAUGGGGCGGCUACCAUACACACGCUGGAUGUAUCCAAGAGUGCCAAAUGCACCUCGAGCAGGAGAUUUGCAACUGUAGUCUGCCACAUCACGAGUAUUCAGUCAUAUACGGCGACAGGCUAUGUGGCUACCAAGUACAGGAAACAUGCAUGAAUGCCUUGAAAAUAAACGGAUCUUAUGACACGUGCCAAACAAGAUGCCACCUCGGCUGUUUGCAAACGAGAUAUGACGUUCGUCUUUCCGGCAUCGACCGGUAUGAACGGAACGAGACUGAUAUACAUCGUGCAACCUUAAUGCUAUCAUUCGGAUCCUCGAGCGUGGAAUAUUUUCGAUAUGUACAAACUAUUGGGCCAGAAAUGGUUUUAGGCUACAUCGGCAGUUACAUCGGAAUCUGGGCCGGAGUCUCUUUACACGGACUAUUCCAAAUCAUCCACGAUAAGAUCCAAAAGUGGUGCUGCUGUUGACUCUGUCCGCAAA